Panthera uncia (snow leopard) is the source of this 3225-nucleotide messenger RNA. RefSeq names its product leucine rich repeat containing 42 (gene LRRC42). The transcript has 8 exons. The record is from RefSeq and is a predicted model, not a curated record. Lineage: Eukaryota; Metazoa; Chordata; Mammalia; Carnivora; Felidae. Gene Ontology annotation, molecular function: protein binding. Bases 1594 to 3000 code for a protein of 468 amino acids.
GUCUUGCCUUCAAAGAGCUCAUAGCUCUGAGAACAUUAGCAAGUGAACAGACAUAGUACACAGUGCUACAUGCUAUAUAUAGAGAAGGAGACACUGGCCCUCUGGGAAAAUCAGACAGGCAUGCGCUGGUGCAGGGGUUAGUGAAGAUUUCCCAGGAGAGGGAUGGUGGUUGAGCUCGGUAAUGAGAGUAAGGCUUAACUAGUUCAGAAAAGCAAAGAAGGAUGUUCCAACCAAAGAGAGCAGAAUGGGCAAAGACCAUUGGGAUAAGAGAGCACAGCCAACUUACUUAUAGUGUGGCGUGGCUGAAGGUAGGGCAUAAGAAGAUGGGCAGGAAAAGGUGAGGCUGUCAGGCUAGGCAGGGCCCUUCUUUCUGAUGUGCUUUUAUACACGUAAUUAUCCUCCAGAGAAACAUGGAUUGCACUGAUGCCCACAAGCAGGAUCACUGUUUGAUCUCCAGAGACUCAGCAUUUUUGAUCACUGGCUUGUUGGCUUUUAUGUGGCAUCAGAGCUACAUCCCAGCCCUGCACGGAUGCAGAAGAAGCUGGGUUAGCUCACUUUAAAAGCCAGAGUCUUUUAUUUAUCUUAGAGGGAGAGAGAGAAUCCUAAGCAGGCUCCAUGCUCAUUGCAGAGCGGGAUGCGGGGCUUGAUCCCAUGACCCUGGGAUCAUGACCUGGGGCAAAAUCAAAAGUCACUUAGCCUAACCAACUGAGCCACCUAGGUGCGGAGAGAGUCAUUUAAAGAUAAUGGCAGCUAUUUGACAUAUAUAAAUUUUUUUCUAAGUUGCUGUGGAAAUGAUAAUCAAACACUUUCAUUUAACAUAGCAAUUUCUCAUGUAUUUUUGAAAUCUCACAGUGUCUCAGGAAAACAGAUAUUCCAAUUGAUGCUUGAGCACAAAAUGUCACCCAUAGGAUUGCAUAAAUGCCCACUGUUUUUGGUAUUUUGCCUUAGAUCAAAAGUAUCUAAUAGAACCUUAAGAGAUAAUGAUGUUUCCAAGGAGUAGAAUAGCUUUCUUUUUAGCUCUUGUGAUGGAGGUCUUUCUUUGUAGAUCCAAAAAACCGUAUUGCUUGUGGUCUAUGUAAGGCUUAGCAAAUGAGUAAACUUUAGUUCCACAAAUAUCUGCUCAGGGACUGUUAUAUGCCAGAGCACUAUGUUAGGGAGUCUGGAUGAAUUAAACACAGUCCCUCUCCUCAAGAAGCUCAAACCAGUAGAACACAGGCCCAGAAAUAAAUCAGUAGUGGAACACUGAGUCAACAAAGAUGUGGAAGGUGCCAAGGUAGCAAGGGAAUUAUUAGUUGCUGGUCUUUGUUCUGUGCAUAAAUAUAUUUUUAAAAACAGAAAUAGUAAAUUUCUUAUGUACUGUUUGUAACUUUCAAAUCAGUAAAAAAAUUUAGGAUUUUAAUGACUGCAUACGUUCCAUGGUGCAGAUGUGUCAUAACUUAUUUAAUAACACCCCUGUUGGACAUUUAGGUUGUUUCCAGUUGUUUUGCUAUUACCAACUGAGCUGCUAUGACUUUCCUUGGAAGUGACUCUGCGUGCUUCUGUAACUUCCUCAGGGUGAAUUUUAGAAAUAAGAUUUGAGCUGGCUUUUGAAAGAUGAGUGGGAGUGCACCAGGUACAAAGAAAAGGAAGAAAGUAAGAAACGGCAUUCCAGGUAGAGGCAAUAGAGGCAGCCUUCAUUGCCAGAGUUCACAGGCAACUGUUGCAACCAAGGCAAUGUCUUACUACCUCAACUCAGAAAACCACCUGGACCCAGGACCUAUCUAUGUACGAGAAAACGGUCAGCUACACAUGGUCAAUCUGGCCUUGGAUGGUGUCAAGAGUAGCCUGCAGAAGCCAAGGCCUUUCAGACUGUUUCCCAAAGGCUUCUCUGUGGAGCUUUGCAUGAACAGGGAAGAUGAUACUGCACAGAAAGAGAAGACUGAUCAUUUCAUCUUUACAUAUACCCGGGAGGGGAAUCUUCGGUACUCUGCCAAAUCUCUCUUCAGCCUCGUCCUGGGCUUUAUCUCCGAUAAUGUUGAUCAUAUUGAUUCCCUUAUUGGCUUUCCUGAGCAGAUUGCUGAAAAGCUGUUCUCUGCUGCAGAAGCCAGACAGAAAUUCACAGAGCCAGGUGCAGGGCUGAGGGCUUUACAGAAAUUCACUGAGGCCUAUGGAAGUCUGGUGCUUUGCUCCCUGUGUUUGCGAAACAGAUACCUGGUGAUUUCAGAAAAACUUGAGGAGAUUAAGUCUUUCCGGGAGCUGACCUGCCUGGAUCUUUCCUGUUGCAAGCUUGGAGAUGAGCAUGAACUUCUAGAACAUCUCACCAAUGAGGCCCUGUCUAGUGUAACUCAACUCCACCUGAAGGAUAAUUGUUUAUCUGAUGCCGGGGUGCGGAAAAUGACAGCACCAGUUCGAGUGAUGAAAAGAGGCCUUGAAAAUCUAACAUUAUUAGACUUAUCUUGUAAUCCUGAGAUCACAGAUGCGGGCAUUGGAUACCUCUUCUCUUUUAGAAAACUAAACUGUUUAGAUAUUUCUGGGACAGGGCUCAAGGACAUCAAAGCCAUCAAACACAAGCUCCAGACUCACAUAGGCCUUGUCCACUCCAAAGUGCCUUUGAAGGAAUUUGAUCACAGUAACUGCAAGACAGAGGGCUGGGCUGACCAGAUUGUUCUGCAAUGGGAGCGUGUGACUUCAGAAGCUGUGAAGCCACGAGAAACCGGGGAGCCUCGAACAGCAGCUCAACACUUCUAUGGCAAGCGGGCUCGAACAGAAGCCCCUGUGAAGUGUGCCCUGACAGAUACCCACAUGAACUCUUCUGAGAAACUCCAGUUCUAUAAAGAGAAAGCCCCAGACUGCCAUGGGCCACUAUUGAAGCGCGAAGCUGUCUCAAGCCAGGAGUCAAAGAAGAGCAAGAAGAGAGCUUUUGAAGAGCCAGAGAAGGAACAGAGCAACUCUUCACAGUCUUCAAAGCAGAAAUACGUGUGUCUUGCUGUGGAAGACUGGGACUUGUUAAAUUCCUACUGAUUGGUAGAUAGGAGUUGACCUCUUUCCCCCUACUCUUAUGUAUGAGGAAAGGGGGCUGAUGGUGUUUUCCUUUUUGUUUGACUUUACCUAUGGCAUUAGCAUAGCAAGUGGAUAUUUCUACUUUUGUGGUGGGGGAGGGGAAUGCUAUGGAAGUAUGUAAUAAUUUCUAAUGUAUAUUUUCAAUACAUAGUAAUUUUUUCAAAUAAACGUUUUUGCUGUCCUUAA